This is a messenger RNA of Centruroides sculpturatus (bark scorpion), 1549 nucleotides long. RefSeq names its product protein trapped in endoderm-1-like. Lineage: Eukaryota; Metazoa; Arthropoda; Arachnida; Scorpiones; Buthidae. Gene Ontology annotation, molecular function: G protein-coupled receptor activity. The coding region runs from base 66 to 1142 and encodes 358 amino acids. The record is from RefSeq and is a predicted model, not a curated record. The transcript has a single exon. Gene Ontology annotation, cellular component: membrane. Gene Ontology annotation, biological process: G protein-coupled receptor signaling pathway.
CCCGUGUGGGUACAUUGUGUGAUAAUGUCAAAAGUAUCAGAUAAUUCUCUACAACGCUGAACAAAAUGUCAUCGAUUACAGUAAUGGAAGAAGAAAGAAACUCUUCUAUAAAUUCUACAGGAGUCGAAACUUUGUUCCAGACGUACCCUACAUCUCUAUUGUACUUUACUGCAACUUGCUGUAUUGCAUUUACCAUUUUUGGAAUAUUCGGAAAUUCGUUAACAAUCCUCGCUCUGUUGAAGUCCCCUCUGAUGAAAAACGCGACCUCGGUCUUCAUCAUCAACUUAUGUAUCGUCGAUGGAUUAUAUUGUUCGUUUUCGUUCCCUCUUGCUGCUUCUACGAUGAUCCACAAGUCUUGGCCCUUCAGUGAUUCAUUAUGUAAAUUCUACCCCAUGGUACGAUACUCUAACGUGGCUCUUUCACUAUUUACAGUCAUCGCCAUCACUAUCAAUAGGUACGUUAUCAUCGUUCAUUCGAAAAGUUACGAUAAGAUAUAUACCAAAACCACGAUAGCCGCAAUCAUUAUCUGUAUUUGGAUCGGAUCCUUUCUACUCUUAACACCAACUGCUCUAGGAGUUUGGGGUGAAUUCGGCUUCAGUUAUGAAGUGAGCCUUUGUACCAUCCUGGAAAAGAAUGGCAAAUCACCUAAGCGUUUCUUAUACGCUUUCGCAUUCCUCUUCCCGAGUUUGGUCUUCAUAUAUUGUUACACUAGAAUAUUUUUAACUGUGAGAAAAUCGGAAAGACAAGUAAGAUCAGAUUACGGUUCGGUACGCAAAGAAAUGGAGAAAAAGAGCUUCUGGAAGAAAUUAUUUUGCUUUCGCGACAAUGAGGAAGAAACAGAUUUGUCUGUCGAAGGUAGAAAGAAAAAGAAGAAGUUAACCAAAGAUUUACGCCUAUUGAGAAUGAUCCUCGUCAUUUUUAUUAUUUUCUUAAUUUCUUACACUCCGAUUGUUUUCGUAAAACUCUUCAAAAAAGAAAAAGAUCUUCCAGUUUUGGCCAUGUUUGCAUACCUCGGAAUUUACUCCACUGCAAUUGUUAAUCCAAUCAUUUAUGUACUGAUGAGUAAAGAGUACAGAAAAGCAUACUUGAAUUUAUUUAUAAAAUCUGAGAAGACGAAUUUCAGUAGUACAAGUAACACAUAAAUCAUCUUCAUAUGAUCGUUCAGGAGGAAAAUGCUGAAGUAUGUUUACUAGACUUAUCUAUGAAUCUUCUGUCUUCUGUAAUUAUGUUUAUAUUUGUACUGUAUAUUUGAACUUAUAGAUCAAAAUAGAAGAAUAGAUUUAAGUAAAGUAACUCAUAACAGGCCUCAUAUUUUGAAGGCCCGAUGCAAAAUAGAAAUGCAAAGCCUUUGAAGACGUAACCAUGCGUUGGGCUCAUGAAGCUGGCUUUAUGGAUAAAUCUCACACUUGGUUACUAUUCGAUCUUGUGGACCUUUUAUCAUAAAUGUUAUUGCACUGUAAACGAUUAAAAAAAUGUGUAAUAGUAUUUGUUUUUUGCGCUAUCAAUAUCUGAAUAUAUAAUGAAUCAAAUUUGUUAUCAAAAUAUUAAU